GAACAAUUGAGCGGCGUGUAGAGUAAGUCGUCUGUGAAGACCGGAGAGAAUUGCAGUAACAGGACGAAGGACGGAGUCAACAGCAGCAGUCGCCGCCAGUGACGUGGCAGGUGCGUAAUGCGCACGGUGCGUAGACCAGACAACACCCCAGCCAAUGACACUACCAUAGCUUCUUCGCAUUCCAUUACCGAGCCAUGUCGCUGCCCAAUUCUAGGGUUCCUCUUCUCCUUUUUAUCUCUUCCAUAUUCUUCGCCUCUUUUCCAGGGUUGAUGUUGUGUGCAGUUGUGUCGCUGAGUUCAAUUGAGAUCUAUAAAACACACGAAUGGCUCAAAGCCACUUCAACUGUGUAUUUCCUAUGCAAAGGGAGAGAAGAGAACAAGACGGUGCUUCCGGAUGUUAAGAAACCUCACGUCAUUUAUGCUUUCAAUGGUCAAGAAUCUUGGCAGCCUUUAACCAACUUUUCAAGUAAACAAUGCAAGCGGUGUGGACUGUAUGAGGAGGACAGCAUUACUUCAGAUGAUGUAUUUGACGAAUGGGAGUUUUGUCCUUCUGACUUUGCUGCGCGAGAUGGUGAAUACAUUCGAUUCAAAGAAAAGGAAUUCAAUGCUACUUUUCUGUGCCGAGAGUGCUUAUCUCUAGCGCGGGUCCCUGGCGCUUCUGAUGAGCACGAUAAUGGAAAAGGAAUGCAUAUAGCAGUCGGGGUUUUGCUUAGUGCUUUGGUCUCAAUUAUACUGGUGCUUGGAUUGGUGGGUGCAUAUAAGUUCUGGCAAAAGAAGAUAAGGGAACAGGACCAGGCUCGGUUUUUGAAGUUGUUUGAAGAUGGAGAUGACAUUGGAGAUGAGCUGGGCCUUGAUACUGUGAUAUGAUAUAAAGAUAGUAAACAAAAUACUCCGUACAGUAUAGGUCAACCUCAAAAUAUUGUUUUAUGGAAAGGAUUAGAAAUUAUUUUCUUCUGAUUGAGAUGCAAUUAUCACGAUUCAUAGGAGAUGCUUAUCAAAGCGAAAAUAAAGAUGCCCAUGUUCACAUCCACCUGUACAUAUAACGUUGGGCUAUGUUGUAAUUCUAAUUAAGAUUUGCAGAGCAAUCUAAUAGAAACAAAUAAGCAAAAUAAAU
Molecule: messenger RNA, 1113 nt
Organism: Abrus precatorius (Indian licorice)
Lineage: Eukaryota; Viridiplantae; Streptophyta; Magnoliopsida; Fabales; Fabaceae
Exons: 4
Coding region: 195-866 (223 amino acids)
Source: RefSeq, a predicted model, not a curated record